UGUGGGCCCCCUCCUGUCUAGAGAAUCCUGCCAGGCUCAGCAGCAUGUCUUCCAGGACCUUCAGCACUCUUGCUAGGAUCUACCUCCUGGGGCUGCUCCUCUCCAUUCUCCCAGGGUCCCUGGCCCAGGUGAAGCUGGUGGAGAAAGGAGGCAAGAUGACACACGAGGGCCAGUCUGUGACGCUGACCUGCAGGGCCUCUGGCUUUAAUUUCAAGGAUUACUCCAUGUCUUGGCAUUGGGGCUCAACUGAGAGCCAGAGGGAGCUUGUGGCCAGCAUCAGUCCCAAAACUGGCAGUAACAAAGAGUAUGGGCCCCGUGUUAAGGGAAGGGCUUUCAUCACCAGGAACAAUGAAGCCCAAACUGUCUCCCUGACCUUGAGCCAGGUCCGGAAGGAAGACUCAGGGAAAUACUACUGUGCUAGAUGGGAGCAGCAUGGGUUUAGGUUUCUUUCUGUAUCACAGUGAUCUUCUAAGUGGGACAAUUUUGGUCCAGGAACAGAGCUGACUGUGUUGCCAUUGCAACGCACAGUGCUAAUAGAGUCAGGGGGAGGAUCCCACCAAGUUGGAAGGACCCUAAACCUCAAAUGCCAAACCUCUGGUUUCGAGUUGAAGACAAGCACACUUGGCUGGUACCGUUGGGCUUCUGGCCAUGUUCUGCAGUGGUUGGCCAGUCUGGACAGUAGUUCUACAGAUGCCGCUGAAGCCCGAAUCACCACCUCCAGGGAGGACACUGGUAGCCAAAUUUUGCUACAGAUUGAGGGCCUGCACCUCAGAGAUUCUGGCCAGUACUACUGUGCAAGGAGAGUAGGCAAUGGAGAUGACACAGACAAGUUGGUCUUUGGUCGUGGGACAGAUGUGACCGUGGAACUUGGACCUCGAGAACCCCUGUCACCCAGUGUAUUCUUGAUGAGGGAUCAAGAUGCUGUGGCCUGCCUGAUCAGGAACUUCUACCCUAAGGAACUUCAUGUGUCUCUGGAUUCACCAGGGUCUUUGAUCUCAGCCCAGCACCUUACUCUGAUUCCCAUGGCCAAUGAUACCUACAGUGCUGUCCAGAUUGGCAGGGUUGGUGAGAAUGAUACAGUAACCUGCUCAGUGACGCACCUUGGCAAAGAGAUACAUGUAUCCUACAAGCUAGAUCAUACUGGACCAGACCCUGCUAUUACCACUGAGCAGAAAGUGUCUUGCCUUAAGCAGGAUCCAAUGGAAGGACCUGAAGGGGGGAACAAGCUACUCCUCAGUGUGCUGGGCCUGAGACUGCUAUUCAUGAAGACUGUGGCCAUCAAUGUUCUCUUCACUACCAAGGUCUUGAUCUUCUGAGGAAGAACAUGAGGAACAAAGUCUAAGAAGCUACCACUUGGAUUCUGGAUCUCUCUGGGGACCCCAGAAUGACUUCUGAAUAGCCUCAAGAUCACUCCUGAAUGACCUCAAGGACCCAUAAUUAUCCCAGUUAGAUUCAAUCCCCUCUGAACUGCAAACUCUUCAUUCCUGGACCUAUAUUCCCUAUGAUUUAGAAUUCCUCAUUCUUUUAGUCUUACAAUAAUGACAAAAAAGCCUUGUCCUGUUCUGAUCUUCUAUGUAUCGUGGUGGAUCAUUCAAAGGCCAAGUCUACUUGGAUUUGACAUCUUAGCCUACUGUGAUACCAUACUCCCUUCCCACCCCCAGUACCUUCUUUCUUUUGGAGGCUCUGUUUCUUUUUUUACAUUUUUAUUUAAAGUUUUUAGUUCCAAAUUCUAUCUUUCCUCCCCUCCCUCACUUCUCCCCUGCCUGUGACAGUAAGCAAUAAGAUGCAGAUUUUGAAUGUGCAAUUAUGUAAAAUAUUUCCAUAUAGUCACUUUAUAUA
Molecule: messenger RNA, 1839 nt
Organism: Dromiciops gliroides (monito del monte)
Lineage: Eukaryota; Metazoa; Chordata; Mammalia; Microbiotheria; Microbiotheriidae
Product: tyrosine-protein phosphatase non-receptor type substrate 1-like
Exons: 9
Biological process (GO): phagocytosis, recognition; phagocytosis, engulfment; innate immune response
Cellular component (GO): immunoglobulin complex, circulating; blood microparticle; external side of plasma membrane
Molecular function (GO): antigen binding; immunoglobulin receptor binding
Source: RefSeq, a predicted model, not a curated record